ACGCGUUCUAAACACCCAAUACAUACUCACCUCUCAACUAUUCGCGAGCAGCCCGGUCACACGAGGUGCACAGCAUUUUCAACCAACGUACUUCUUCCAACUACACAGAGCGGACUGAUACAAUAUGGCACCCUCCAAAGAAAGUAUAAAAGCUCUAGAAAAGCUCUCACUCGAGGACCCUAUUCCAUGCUGCGAACCGACAACAAAGCCACCCCUCGCUACCUUCGAUCGCAUGAUGAAAGUCAUGGUUGGCGCGGGCUGCGUACAGAAGGAAUACCACAUACACCGCGGUCUACUGUGCUUCCACUCUGCUUACUUCAAGAAACUUCUCGACGGCCCUUUCGAGGAGGGAGGUUCCGAUUCCCACACCUUGUCAGAUGUCUCCAUCAAUACCUUCGAAAGGUUCUACUACUGGUUGUACACUGGUGUCGUCACGGACGGCACUGGCGUUUCAGAUGCCAAUCUGGGCUGGGCGGAUAUUAUCAACUUAUAUGUAUUCGCGGAUUUCCACAUGGUUCAAGCGUUAAAGAACAGAGCCGUGGAGCUAUUCUUCUUGCACAUGGCUCAGGUGUGGGGAGUCAAUGCGCAGUGCUCGAGUCUUAUGUAUGCGGGCACUACGCAAACCUCGAUGCUUAGAAAACUGCACAUCGAUAUACUACUCGACACGUAUGCUUUUGGCGACUCCAGCUGGAAAGACCCGGGACAAGAAUUCCCAAAUGAAUUUCUCAUGGAUUUGAUCGACGCGUGUCGAACCAAAGAGUUAGUGCCAGGAAGCACUUCUGUCCUGAAGACGAAGGGGAAGACGGUUUGGAUCAAGGAAAUGAAGCGGGACUUCUGCGCGAAGUAUCACGACCACCGCAAAGUGGACACUUACUCCGCUGCGAAGUCUACGCGACGGCGGCACUCACUCGUCGGACAAAACCACGUGCACCGGUUGUCUAGCAACAGGCCACACCCAACAGGAAUGCCCCUACCGUCAGACUACGUGCUGGAACUGCCAAAAGCAAGGCCACAUGUUCCGCAACUGCGCCGAAUCCAAGUGGAGCAAGAUCACAUGCAACAAGUGCGGCGAAAUGGGUCUCACGAUCAAGCGGUGUCCCGAGUCUCCCAGCGAUAGCGAGACGUUCUGGGAACAUCGGGCUGGACGUGAGUCUGUGGGUCGUGGCGGAAUGGGAGAUGG
Dothidotthia symphoricarpi CBS 119687 is the source of this 1180-nucleotide messenger RNA. RefSeq lists its product as uncharacterized. The transcript has 5 exons. The coding region runs from base 125 to 1117 and encodes 330 amino acids. The record is from RefSeq and is a predicted model, not a curated record. Gene Ontology annotation, molecular function: protein binding. NCBI's taxonomy places the organism in Eukaryota, Fungi, Ascomycota, Dothideomycetes, Pleosporales, Dothidotthiaceae.